Messenger RNA from Cokeromyces recurvatus, 939 nucleotides. Its product is annotated as kinase domain-containing protein. The transcript has a single exon. Gene Ontology annotation, biological process: intracellular signal transduction; protein phosphorylation. Gene Ontology annotation, molecular function: ATP binding; protein serine/threonine kinase activity. Lineage: Eukaryota; Fungi; Mucoromycota; Mucoromycetes; Mucorales; Mucoraceae. The record is from RefSeq and is a predicted model, not a curated record. The coding region runs from base 1 to 939 and encodes 312 amino acids.
AUGAAUACUACAAAUCUCCGAGAAUAUGGUGUCUGCUAUAAACGUCUUGGUGAAGGCUCAACUGCUAUUAUUUCUAUUUGCAAAAGUAAAAAAAUAUCAAACAAUAAUAAUAAUGCAUCACAACCUAAACUGUUGGCUAUCAAACAAUUUCGUAAACGUAAGCGAAGCGAGACUGAAAAAGAAUACAUGAAGAAAUUGACAAGUGAAUUUUGUAUUUCAUCUACUUUCCACCAUGUAAAUAUUGUAGAGACGAUUGAUUUAGUCUUGGAUGAUCAAAAUCGAUACUGUACUGUAAUGGAAUAUUGUCCUGGAGGUGACUUAUUUUCAAGUAUUAUGUCUGAACAAAUGACAGAGAUCGAAAUGUCUUGCUGUUUUAAGCAAUUAAUUCGAGGUCUAGCUUAUUUACAUUCAAUGGGUGUGGCCCAUCGUGAUAUCAAGCCCGAGAAUUUAUUAUUAACAUUAGAUGGUACAUUAAAGAUUACUGAUUUUGGUGUUUCGGACGUAUUUCGUUGCGCUUGGGAAACACAAAGUCAUAAAAGUAAGGGACUCGUUGGUUCAGAGCCGUAUAUUGCACCUGAAGCCUUUGAACAUCAAGAUUAUUGGGGUGCUAACGUAGAUAUUUGGUCAGCAGGUAUUGUUGUUUAUUCAAUGUGGCGUAAUGGUCAUACUUGGGUGCGAGCUGACAAACACAAGGAUCGCGAAUAUCGUAAUUACCUUCGUCAUUAUUCUACACGUAGUUUUCCUAAUUUUAAAAAGUUUCAUGAUGCCUUACGGGAAUUACUCUAUGAUAUGUUGAAUCCUAAUCCUACUUUACGUAUUACUGCUGAAUACAUAUUACAGAAUAAUUGGGUUGAAUCUAUUUUAGUUUGUGAAAAAGGUAUUGAUUCUAUGAAUAGAGAACAUCAUCAUACAGCUCUUACUAGUAAUUGGAAGAAGUAA